CGUACUUUGAUACUGCCCAACCAGCCGUAGCUGAUCUAUAUCGGGUUGUUUAUGCAGGAUUGGCCCUCAAACUGUUCAUUUCAACCGUUGAGUGAUGGAGAACGCUCGAUAUAUAUUUUUGUGAGACUUCGACUGUUUGUGGGGGAGAAAUUUCCUUUUUACAGUAUGAUGUGAUGGCAUUCUCUUGCGAUCUACACACUGUUAAGAUAUCUCUCCUACUGGUCUUCUCUUGUGGAGGUAAGCAUUAAAAAACAGUAAAACUGAUGUAAUGUUUAGACUUGAGCGGGAAAUUUUAGUUCAAUAAGCUUUCUUUGCUCAGUAGUGCUUAGUUUUAAACAUUCAGAACAAAGUCGGCAUGACCCCUGUCCAUUUGCAGAACUUAGGUUAUUGCAAAUUUCUGGACGCAGGGUUGACUUAACAUUGAAUGAAUUCUUUAAUCGAGAAAGCGUAUUAUUUAAAAUUAGUGCGUUAAGCUAUCAUGAGACUUUUAACAUGUAAAUUAAAUUCAUAACUUGUAAGUUUAAGGCGCGCUGCUUCGUCAUGACAUGUUACGGUUGUAUGCGUUGACAUGAUAAUUAUUGUUUGAAUGCCUUUUUGACGCUUGGGGUGCAAGUAUUUCGAACAGGUGUCAAGUGGUUAAAUUCAUCUCUAUAAAUAUAAGUGUACAACCUAAUAGAUAAUAACUCUUGGCGUUAAACUUGCCCAAACUUUGCUUUAAUUCUUACUCAAAGUUCAUUGUUAUUUUUAUUCGGAAAUUUUUGUUCACAUGUCUAGACAUGUCUACAGUAAGAAAGCAAAAUUAAAAAGUAAAGCAGUGGCAUUUUAAUACUGACUAAUGUUUAAGCUUAAUUUGAUUCUUUUCUGGCCAUCAAGCAUUUCCCUGUUUCAAACUCAACCCAAGUUUACAGAAUUCAUGUUGUUCACACCUAUCUAUUAUUACUAGACAGUGUGACCUCAUGUGCCUGUCAUACCCAACUCAGUAUUUUCACAUGAAGGUUAACAAAAUUUCUACCGAGUCAGUCGUAUGAUUUUAACAGUAAUUGAGUGAUUUCUAUGCAAACUGAUUGGUAAAAAAGAACUAUGGUCUAUCUUAAUAUACUGUCAUGGAUGCAGCAUUUCCAAAACGAGAAGAAACUUCACUGUAAAUGGAAAUAAAUUUUAAAAAUUUUCAAUGUUAUUAACAACAACAACAACAACAACAACAGUUUAUUCAGUUGUCAAAUGAGUUAGGUCUAUGUUACCCACAAUUAGCUGAGUUAUUCUAGGUGGGCAACAAUACAAUAAUUUCAAAAUAAUUGUCUUCUAUAAAGUAAGCAAAAGAACGUAAGUAAAGAGAAAGCAAAGAUAAAAUGAAAUGAAUAAAUAAAAGGUAGCACCUAUAGUUAUAUUAAAGGAAGGAAAAACACUUUAACUGAAUAAGGAGUUCAGAUAGGAACUAGGUACUUUAUUGCAUUAAAUUAACAAUAGAUCAGACAACUAUAGGUCAUUUUUGAGUUGUCCCAAGCCUCUAUUUUUAAAGAGAAGCAAAUUGUGAAGCCAUUGAAAAAAAAAAUUUUCAUUCUUAUGCAAACAAAACUAAUUUUCAAAAGAAAGAUUUUGCGCUUAGCCUCAUUUUAAAGUGAGAAUUUUUGGAAAACUCAGAGAUGGUCUAUGAUCCAUGGUGUACAGUAUACUCUUAUGGAAUGUGACGUCAAAAUUGUUCAAACUCAAGGCUGUUGAAUUUUGAGCCACAGGCAACUGGUUUCAGACCACUACAAAAUUGUAGCAUAAGAAGGUCAUAUAAAUUGAACCCCAAAAAAGUUAAGGGCAUGCUGUUAUUAGUCAGUAUACCUAUGACUGUGGGUGCAGAAUGCUGAUGAAACACUUGUGCUCAGUAUAAUAAUUGAUUGCAUUAAAUUUGCACUUUAGCAGAAUUUCUUGUACCUUAUUGUUUGUGAAGGAUUUUAUUUACCAUAUUGUAUGUAGUCAAUAGAGACCUUUAGAUUGCAGGAUGAGGGGGACUAUAGCUACAAGGAAGAGAUUUGAUUUAAAGUUUUCUUGUAUAUUGGGUUUUUCACGGCUGUGCUCUAGCAGGGGUGGUGGCCCCUGGUGCCCAACGUUUGCUCCUGGGCAACUAGAAAAUCUUAUACUUUCUUUAUUUAAAUCAUAUGCUAGGCACCCUGGAUUUCACAGCUACAAUAAGGGACAAAAGUGUUGAGGCACUAUAAAAUGGCCCCAUUUUGAACAGUGGACAUACCUAUCCCCUCCCCCUUUGUACCCCCACCCCCUCCUCCCAGACUCAAUGUUGUAUUUUAGACCCUCAAGUCUUUCUUUUACUACAAACAACAUUGAGUCGGGGGUGGGGGGAUUUACAGCAUUGAAAUAGAAUGAAAUAAAUGAAUGAAUUUGUUGAUAAAAGCACCCAUUUUAGACAAGUGUAUGUGUCAACUACUUUUGUCCCUGAUUGUAGGUCCAGAUCACUGGUCUCCCUUUAAUUUUUCUUAGAGAACAGCCUUUAUCAAAACAUCAUCAGGAUGAUCUGGUAGCUGGGACACCCUGGAAAAAUUCAUCUUUCUUUUUUUGACCAAAAUAGUUAACCCGGUUAUUUUAUUUUUAUAAAAAAAGACGUUAAGCCAAAAGCACAAAAGGUAUUUUGUACAAUUAUAUAAGCUCCACUUUUACUGAAACAAAUACGUUGCUGAUUAAGUAUUAUUAUUAAUAAUGUUUUCAGGAGUGAUUCAGGUUGAGCCAGCUGACGUCAGAAUAAUCAGUCCUACAGAAAAUCAGAUCAUCAGAUUCAGAAACCAGUCAGUCUUGUUUAACUGUACAAGUUCAAGUCCGAGAAAGUUUUGGUCAUGGCUCAGAAACAACACUGUAAUUCCCAAUAUAACUCAAAAGGAUUCUUCUCACUGGUCAAGUUUUGAACUAAAAAGUUUCAGUCCACAAAAUGAAGGAGAGUAUAUGUGCAUCAAUGAUGCAGGGACAGAUUCAGUGAAAGUAUACCUCGCUUGUAUGUAACACAUGUUUAAUUGUUUUGUUCAUUAUGAUUUACUUUUGAUGCAUUGUAGCAGGAGCUUAAUUGGGAUACUCAGGGACCAAACGACUGUUUUCUGUGAAAUAUCUAUAUCUUUCGAAGGACAAAUUGCCUAGAAAUUUCUAAAAGUUUAGAAAGGCUAAAAAUGUUUAGAUGACCGUUCCAUUCACUCAAUCAUUCCAUGUCACGUACGCUUAAUUCCAAAACUGCUUCACGUGCACAUAAAAAUUGUCUAAGGAAGGACAAUCACGAAUCACAAAUAAGUAAAAGCUUAAGAAAAAAGUCUUUACUCUACUGUCCGUUGACGUAAAGAAGGUGAACAAUGUUAAAUCUUUUAAAAAAGAAAUUGUAUACAAAUACAAAUCACUAAGCAAAGAGAGACAGGAAAUUUCGAAUAUCUUUUGAAUAGUUAAGCAGCCUUUUCAAGUAAAAUUUUCAUUUUAUUUUUAUUUGUCUUUUUUUUUAGUUAGUUAAUAGUUUUUUUAAUGGUUAAAAUUUUUAAAUAAGACUGUAGAUAGGUUGUAAAUACUAUUUUGGUUUGUAUUUUUAAAUUGUCUAUUGAUGUUAAUUUUUAUCUCAGUUUUAUAAUGACAGUGUAAAAUUCUAUUAAUGUUUGAUUUUAUGCUUUGUAGAUCGAGAGCCACAAGUUCAUGAUCAGUUUUAUCUUAACUGUCACUGUUUAGCCUCUUUAAAUAAAGGCGUUACCUUACCUUACUGCAUGUGCUUUCAACUUACAACUUAUACAUUGAAGGUGGUUCCUUCUAAGAAGUUUAAUUUACAAAUGGUAUUAUUUGAUGCAACCAAACCAACUGUGGACUUUCACACAUGCUAGGCAUAUAUACCCCACUGAUGAAUGGUUACAACAUUGAGAUAUUUGUAGGCUAUUCCAGGUGCCAAUAUAGUAGUGAAGUAAUCCAGUAUUACAUGAUGCGAAAAACGAGCGGGUGCUGGGGAGAGUCUCUUUUUUUUCCCGCCAACGCCCCCUCCCCCAGAGAGAUAUUUGCAGUAGCAACAAUUGCUCAUAUUCUUUCAAUCGAUCGUUUAUCCUCAUUCAUUCAGUUGUUUGUUGAUCAUUCGGACAGCAAUACCCACAGUGAAGCAAACUGGAAAAAUAAAUAUCCCAUUUACUGAAGAUGAAGAUGCGACGGUUGGGUGUAAAGCUCGGGGAUGGCCAAGACCAAAGAUCACGUGGAUAAGGGACAACCGAAACAUAAGUGAUAUAAACCAGCAGUACCACGAAUAUAUUGUGAAGACGACGAUAUCACAACAGGAUGACAGGGUUGUUACCUCGGAGUUAACAAUACGUUCUAUCCAGAAAGAGGAUAGCGGAAUCUACACAUGUAAAGCAACAAAUGCACUCAAAGUUGUUACAAAGAAUAUAAUGGUCCCAUUUAGAGGUAGGUAAUCUAAAUACAUCGACCCCAUCCCUGUGCACAGCUACCCAAAGUAUUUUCCCACAAGCAGACUGUAGUCGAACCUCUAUUACUUCUAUUAGCCUCCCACGCACUCGUUCUGAAAGGUUCGUCAAGCGUUCCUUUCUCAUGAACGUCAGGGAGGAUUGCGUGACGAGCCAAAAGAACGCCUUCGUGGGAGGCAAUAGGCCAUUUGCAUGGUGACGUCAUUUUACUACUGCGACCAGGGGCCCGUUUCUCGAAAGUUCCGAUAAUUAACGGGCCCGGUAAGCUGUCUCCGUUUACAUUAAAGAUCGAGGUUUCAAUAGUUUUGCAUCUAACACGAUAAAACUGUCAGUUAAUGAAACAAAAUGGAGUAGUUUGCUUGCCAGGACCCGCGCUCUUUAUUUUUCGAUUUGAAUAUUUGAUUUCGGGCCCGUAAAGUUACUGGGACUUUCGAGAAACGGGCCCCAGAAUCCUUCGGGGGUUUGCUUUCUUGUCCAAAUUUAGGCUUUUGUCAUUCUCUAUUUUCCAAUUCCCCAUAAUACACUCUGUUUGCCCCCCAAAUUGUGCAUAAACCAUUGUUUUCAAAUGCUCCUGGGAGUAUUGCAUUUUCCCAAGAGCAUUUUAAGACAAUAGGUUAUGCAAAAUUUGGGGGGCAGACAGAGUGUAUUAUUGGGAAUUGGAAAAUAGUCAAUUGAAACCUCACUGGGAUUACCAAAUUUGAAUAUGAAAGGAAAAACGAAAAGGAUUCUGGUCGCGGUAGUAAAAUGACGCCAUCGUGCAAAUGGCCUAUACGUUGCUAAGAGUAUGCGACAAACUUUUAGUGACACCACGGAAUUACACAUGUCGUAAGAUGACUGAAAUCCUUGAAAUGCAUUACUAACUUUCAAAUGCCUUAAAAAUUUGGCACCUCAAUUUAUGUGAAAAAUUUAUCAAAAAAAUGCAGAUACACAGCCGUUCAACCAGAAACAGUACGGAUACAACGGAAGUCCUUAUAUCUUUUUUCUUUUUUUUUGUUUUUUAAUUAGACCCAGGAGGCUUUAAACCCACAGUGACUGCAGAGAAAGCACAAUAUACUGUGGAAGUUGGCAAAGAUGUAUCCCUUUCUUGCCUUGGUGAUCAAGUAAAGCGCGAUGAAUUUACUUGGAUUUAUUGGGAAUUCAAUGCGACAAAGAUUAAUACUUCAACUCACCACUACAAUGAUUCCAAAAAAUAUUCCAACCCAAAAGAUGGAACAACUCCUAAAGUUCAUAUGAAGCUUACAAUCUUCAACGCUGAUCAUUCGGAUGAAGGAAACUACACCUGUGUUGUUUGUACAUUCAACAGACAUUAUAGUGAUGGAAUUUCACUUCAGGUCAAAGCUAAAAAAGGUAUGAAGAAGAUAGGCACAACAACUUAUAGUCUCUCCUUAGGCGUGCCGCUCACGCGUGACUUCUCGCGACCUCCCCUCCCCAAAUAGACAGCUUCCUCGCAGGCUAAUCGUCCUGGGACCAGUUGCACAUAUUUCAACAUCGGACGUUGCGGAUAACGACUCUCUUUUCAGUCUAGUUAAACUCAUAAUUUUAACAACCAGAUCGUUAGGUUGUAUGCAGCUGACCCCUAGAGCCUCCAUCUCUCUGCUGAGGGCCUGGGUCAAAGCGUAUUGCAGGCUAUUUAUUGAUUCUCGCUUCCGCGCUUUAAAGCUCUUAGCCAAUGAAAGAAGAGAAGGAUUUCCGACUGAAGAAGAUCAUUGGCGGUUGGCGAAGAAUCAAGUGAAGAAAGUUAAACCCAUUCUUCGGAUAGCUGUUAAUCUUUUUCAACCGAGAUAUUAGAAUCUUGCGAUUUCAGUAUCUGAAAAUAGGACGUGAGUCUAACGCGCUGUGACGCUUAUUUGACCGUAGAUUGAGGUUCCCAGUUGAUGGGCUUUUUUGUAUUAUUUAUUGAUUGAUUUCUGUUCUUAACAAGGGGUAGGUGGGUAGAGGAAAAUGUUAUUAUUGUCUUUUGUGCACUGCUUUUAUUAAUUUUAUAGACGUGUUUGGAGACAUAAGGCUAAGAAUGAGUGAAUUUGCAGUGAGCGCCUUUUAAACCCAUGAUGACAGUCUUUUCCCACCCAUAGGCACUUGGCUCUGGUUGGGUAUAGGAGUGACUGGUUAGGUAUAGGAGUGGCGCUGAGGGUUUGAAACCCCUAUUUAUAAUCCAACCCUUCUAAGACAAAAGAGUAUACUAAAAUACCUAUACCCUGUAUGGGACAAUAACCCCUGUUUUAGAACCUUUUUAGGAGAGAGGGCAAAAGAAACGCUAUGUUGCUACUUUGUGAAACAUUGAGACCCUGGUAAUGACGGUCUUGCACCUAAAACUGAAUACGAAGUUCAUACCCUGCCCAGCGGCAUCUUGUUUAGGCCAAAAAAGGAAUCCAUGGUCAUGUAUUACAUAUUUCUAGAUUUCCUGUUUAUCAUUCAUGAUUUCGUGUUUUCCAUGCUUCCCGUUGCCAUUUCUUCCCUUGAAAUUAAGAGCUGCCAUUUUGUUCCCGCACAGAAAUUACACGCCGACGGUACUGCUUUAUCGUGAGCGACCUGCUCAUCGUUAGACCUUAUUUAUAUGCUAUUUUGCGCCUUACAAAUAAUAAAUCAUUUAAUUAAUUAAUUAAUUAAUUAAUUAAUUAUUAAUAAUUAAUUAAAUUAUUAUUAUUAAUUAUUAAAUUAUCAUUAUGAUAUGCCCACGUCACUAAUUGUUAUGUGUUAGUCAAACCAAUCAUUAGUUUGUGUUUGUCGUAUAGAUUUGACGGAUAGGUUUUAGACGUGUGGUAGACUCAGUCUAAGCACAUUGCAUGCGACAAAGUUAUGACUUAAAGUAUUGUGUUGAUGUAGUAUUGCGUUUCAUUCACAGGAAACGGUGGAGGAAACGGUGGAGGAUUGGAAGCCUGGCUGAUAGGUGUUCUUGCUGUUGUCGCGUUUCUUUUGAUUUUAUUACUGAUACUCGUCAUUGUAAAGUGGCGGCGAAAAAUACGAGAAAAGAGAUUGGCCAGACUUGUUCAGAAAUGUGAGUGAUUUGAUAACUUAAUUCAUACUAGCCUGUUCCAGGCGUUCACAUAGUGGGGAGCGGUGCGAAGUAAAAAGGAGCGCGAAAAAAUAAAAGCGAGGGAGGGGGAGAGGUGAGCACCUCUCUCCCCAGUCCCCCUCUACUUUUCAUCGCUUUCUUCACUUCGCACCGCUCUCCACUAUCUGAACGCUUGGAACAGGCUAAAUUCAUACAUCCUCGGAGACUUAGGCGUAGCUUGUCGAGACGACGGGAUUAUCGCUGAACGAGAGGUCUUGUUAACUUUCGCCCAUGCGAAUCCUGUCGUUCUUUUUUAAAAUCCCGUUGUUUCUACUAACUGCCCUGGGCCUCCAAGAAUACAAUUAAUCCAAAUAAGCAAUGAAAGUGCAUUGUUGAGGAAGUUCCGCCAUUUUUAAAAUGAUAGAGUGUAAAAUUUACAUAAUUGCGUAAAGCUGAGGGUUCCGUGAAAAAACCAAAGUGUUAAUUCACUCCCAACUUGCACAGUUACAUUGUUUGGCAAACUGAUAAAUCACGCAAGUUGGGUUAACGUCAAAGAGGAUAGUUGAGCAAGAAGGCUACAAAGCAGAUCUGCGAGUCUUGAUUCGAAACUGAGCUCAGUGUAGCAGUAACCACUUGAGCCCUUCCUUUGCUUCUCCCACGAAAGAAAUUUGGGUACAAUCGAAGUUUUCACUAAUGACUGAUGGAAACUCUAGUAAGCAGACAAUUCUUACGUUCUCCUUGACAAAACUCCGUUUGAACUCCAAUACGAACUUUGUUUACAACUGCACUUUCCCGUGAGCGGCUGUGCGCGGAGAUUCGGUUCAAGGAUAUGAUCUAGCCUCACAUGCACAGCCUUCCACCUUCAACAUACAAAUUCUCCAAACUGAUCUCAAUACAUUUAUUUAAGAAAUAGUUGAGAGAACUUGAUAAAAGAUCAAGGCAUUUUCUCUUUGGUGAUCAUUUUAUUAAUUCUUGCAACCGAAUCUCUUGACAAUCUAUGGAUAUCCUUAGGAGAAAAUUGAUGUUGAUCACUAUUGGGACUGAAAGAGUUAAGGCUUUGUUCACACUAGCUUAGCUUAGCUUUUCCUACCGACACUAAAAGUUAUCUUAUAUCGUGUGAACAGCAAUUGCACAGAACUGGAAAAAGUUAUUCACACAUCGAACAUCGCGCCGGAGAAGUUGGCCGAGAGGGUUUGGUGAACCAAUUCCUAGUCCUGACUCCUAAAUAUUUACUUCCGUCUUAGUGGGUCCCAGUCCUCCUUCCUAGUUAUUCACUUCCGCAAAGUUGCGAUUUCCUGUUCACAUUGUACCAAGGUGUGGUACGGAACCUAUUCGAUAAUGUGACGCAUUUUCGUUCCGGUACAGAAAUCGCGCCGAAAUCAUUGUUCGUGUGUGUGAACAAAGCCCUGUCUGGUAUGGUCUUCAUGUCGGUGCAAAAGCUAUCCGGUGUAUCCGGCCUUAUAACCUUGCCUUGUUUAGUCGUGAUCAGUAUCUCACUGGAAUAAAGAAAUCGAACUGUAUUGGGGUAUUUUUCCUCACUAUUACUAGUAACCUGAGAUCAGGCUCAAUUUCUCUUACGUGGUCGCGCUAAAAUUGAGCUCGAUACAAAGUCUCUCACGCCUUUGCUGCUGCGGCCAGAUUUUGGUUGCAACGCUGAUUGGUCGUUAGAACAAUGCUAGACGAUCAGAUAGCAUGUUGGAAUCACCGGAAGUUGAAAGCACUAAAAUCCUGGCUCUCUUUCUCGGUUAUCCGCCAUGAGCAGAGAAGAAGAGAAUUUUUCUUUAUCUUUUGGAAGGUUUGCGGUUUCUGGAAAUGAAACUUAACGUAACGAAUGCUUUUUUGGAUUCGUUUUGAAAGUUACGAAUUGAUGUGAGUGGACUGAAUGGAUUGCGGAUAGGGUUGAACGGUUUCGAGUAGAAUUUGUUUGAAGAAAAAAGCGUACUUAAAGCUUUCCAGAAAAAGGGAAUAUACCUAGCAAAUUAAGGGUACAAGUAACAGUACCGUCAAUAUUUCAACUGGCUUCACAGGGCAAUGAUUUGAGUAAGGCCGCAUUCAUUAUGUAUACUGCAGGGGGGGGGGGGAAAGCUGACAUUCGUCAGCAAAUUUUAAACUGGUGACACUUUUUUCGAGUUGUGUAUGCUAUUUGAGCCAUCAAGCACUUUAUGUCAAAAAUUUUGGUAAACCCUGCUUGUCCCUUUCCAAACAAUUUGAGAUCCCCCCCAAAAUCCUGUUUUGUUUCUUAUUUUUUGGCUCGAUUUCUGGUAUACUUUAAUAGGCUUUUUUUAAUCUUGAUAGUCUUGAUAUUAUUUAUAAUGUACAUUCUCGCUGUCAUUUGCUUCAAAUACACUCAAGAUACUGUACCAUACAUACGGUUACACGUAAGCAUAUAUUUCUAUAUGUAGUACAAAAUGUUAAUCUUAAAUGGAAAUCUUGAAUAAAGUCUUCGGCAAGGUCCACCAAAAUCGGACAUUCAGGACAUUUUUAAAUGCUUAAAAGCAUUUGAAACAGAAGAAUCCACGGUGUCAUUUGUUUCGCCAAGAUUCAGACAUACCCUUAGAGGACAUACCAGACUGGGACGAAGAUGACUGGUUAUAAACAAAAAAAAAAUAGUGCCUCGUUUACUACGUAAUGUUUAACAAAGUAUUUUUUAUCAUGACGAUUCCUAUGAUGAUAACGUAUACAUGGCGAUAACAUAAACUUUUCAUUUCGCCUUUCCCGACAGAAAUUUCAUUCGUGAAGCAAAAUGAAAAUAGAGCCUUAACUCAGGUUACACUAUUAGCUAUCACUUUUCUGUAUAUGGCUAGUAGGGGUCAGUCUUAGUCACUUCUUUUUUUCUGCUUCCCGAGGGUGGUAACCGCUGACAGGAGUUAAAACCGUUCUUUAUGUUAUUUUAACAGAUGGACAAGACACUGACUAUCAUACUUUCGAAAAAGACGUGUUCAUCUCAUACAGUUCCAAAGACUACGAUUGGGUACAGGAGUAUCUCCUACCAGUGUUUAAUAACAACAACGUCAACUAUACCAUCCAUUCGCGAGAUUUUAAACCAGGCAAAGCAUUUCUUGACAACAUGGCUGAUAGCGUGUACACAAGUCGAAAAGUGAUUCUUGUCAUGUCCGCAAACUACCUUUCCAGUGGUUUCUGUAAGGACGAAAUGCAUAUGGCGCUGUACAGAUCAGCAGAACUUGAUGAUGCGUCACUGAUUCUGGUCAAGAUCGACAACACCAAAAUCAAAGACAUACCAAAGAGUCUUCGACACAAGACUUUCAUUGACUUCACCAGUAGAGAGGAAGUGGCCACGUGGCAGGACAGGAUUCUUGAAAGCGUCAGUGUCUCUGAAGACAGGUCAGCUUUGAGUGGGACUCCCAAUGAAUACACAGAUGGUACAGGGUCCUCUGAUAAGCUUCAGCUCAUUUUUAAUUUUUUUAGCUCAAAAAAGAAGAGGAAAAAGAACACUCCUGAGGAACUUACAGAUCAGGCAUAAGGAUUUCAGUGUAUGUUUUUUAAUUAUAACUGUUUCAGUGACGUUGGCUGGAGUUGGCUUGAUUCUUACUUUUUGGCAAUCAGUGCGAUAAAUGAACUUUAAGCUCACGGCCGCACAUGCCUUUUUCUCUAAUAUUAUUUUAAGGAGCAGUUUUCUUGCUAUGAGGAUUGAAGGUUGCCUUCACUAAUAGGAUUAUUUUUUUACACCUAUGGGUUGCUGCCAAGUCACAAAGUUCUGCUCUGGACUUCUGUCUUUCCGUCUCUAUCAGUUCCGCUCUUAGGUUUCGCUUUCAGUAUUUCCCUUUUCUUGGGGGACCCUCCUCCCGGGUCCCGAAAAAACAUGGAAUAACUUUUUAAAUCAUACUUCUAACGUUAAAAAAAUUCUACAUUACUGAAUUCCGCCA
Molecule: messenger RNA, 11306 nt
Organism: Porites evermanni
Lineage: Eukaryota; Metazoa; Cnidaria; Anthozoa; Scleractinia; Poritidae
Source: the annotation of a GenBank genome assembly